Molecule: messenger RNA, 3241 nt
Organism: Mytilus trossulus (common blue mussel)
Lineage: Eukaryota; Metazoa; Mollusca; Bivalvia; Mytilida; Mytilidae
Exons: 6
Coding region: 404-940 (178 amino acids)
Biological process (GO): ubiquitin-dependent protein catabolic process
Molecular function (GO): ubiquitin protein ligase activity
Source: RefSeq, a predicted model, not a curated record
CAAUUCGUAAAGCUAUUCAGGAUAAUUUUAUAUCGCGUUUAUAACGAAGAAGGGAUAACAGUUGUAUUAAUUAUGUUAAGGAAGAUAUAUAGUUCAUCGGCAAGGGUACAUUACCAUAAGUGUUAAAACUGUGUUACCUGUCUGUGAAUUAAUGAUAUCGCGUUCAUAAAUGAAAAAAAGAUAUUAAUACAUUUCUUACGUAACGAAUAUUCUAUCUAAGAUGGUUCUGCAAAUUGCAUAAUUCGGCAUUAAUUAUACAAACCGUCUGGAUUUUGCCAGUAACUUUAAAUUCGACCAAUGAUUUAUUACAAAAGGUCAGAAAGCAAACCGUGGGAUGACAGACUUAAUAAACUCAUACAUAUGAUCAAAUUGACGGAUAGUCACUAAAGAAACACAAUAUGCGAUGAAUGACAAUCAACGAAAGACAUCCAUUUUCCUGGCCAUUCUCGGGUCAAUAUUAUUGAUAGUUUGUUCUGGAUUAUACGAGUUUACUAAAUGGAAAAAGUCAGAGCUUUCAAACGCAGAUAUCAUAGCUACAAGUAUCAUAACAGUUAUUUCGAUAUUAGUCUUAGUAAUAUCAAUGGUAGCGUGCUGUAAAGGAUGGCACAAGGUUCAUGCUCACAAGGAAAUAAUUCGAAAGACAUCAUACAUUCCUGUAACAGUACUUAUGGGAUCGAACUGUGGUAUUUGCAUUGAACCAAAGGAUUCAAAGAGUGAAAAAGUAGUAAAGCUAACCUGUGAACAUACAUUUCAUAAGGAUUGUGUUAAUAGAUCCUUAGAUACACAACUGAAAUGUCCCAUAUGUAGACAAACUCCUUCAAAGUUUUCCUCUGUAGAACGUGUUCUAUACAGGAUGUAUGGAACAGUCAGCAAGAAAAUGCAAUCCAUGAAAACAAAGGAGAUAAAUGAUUCAAUUACAAAUGAAAGUACAGCAGUAUAGUUCCAGUAUAAAUCGUUUUUAUUUGUGGAACAAUGCAGCAAACUUAGUUGCCUCAACAAACAGAACAAUAAGUUUAAUUAAUUAUGAGAUUAUUACAUUUUUCAUGAUAGAUGAAUGAGUGGGAUAGUUAGUCGGACGAGUGUCCAAAAGAUGUGUGAUUUCAUAUUCACGAAAACAGUGUCUUUGUGAAUCGUUGUGUUCAUAUUGAUGAAUGAUUGGACGAAUGAAUAUACUGUGUAUUGGGUUGAUAUUUCAUAUCAUCGGAUGAUUGGACGAAUGAAUAGUCAUAAGAGUCGAAGCGUUGACAUUGAUUGAUGAUUGGUCGAAUAAAUGGAAAUGGUAGAUGCAUAAUUCAUACCGAUGGAGAUAAGACGAGUUAGAGAUGCGGGAUCAUAAAAGAGAUGGUUGCCUGCGUGUAUAUUGAUGGAUGAUUGGUCGAAUAAAUGGAAAUGGUAGAUGCAUAAUUCAUACCGAUGGAGAUAAGACGAGUUAGAGAUGCGGGAUCAUAAAAGAGAUGGUUGCCUGCGUGUAUAUUGAUGGAUGAUUGGUCGAAUAAAUGGAUAUGGUAGAUGCAUAAUUCAUACCGAUAAAGAUAAGACGAGUUAGAGAUGCAGGAUUAUAAAAGAGAUGGUUGCCUGCGUGUAUAUUGAUGGAUGAUUGGUCGAAUAAAUGGAAAUGGUAGAUGCAUAAUUCAUACCGAUGGAGAUAAGACGAGUAAGAGAUGCGGGAUCAUAAAAGAGAUGGUUGUCUGCGUGCAUAUUGAUGGAUGAUUGGGCGAAUGAAUAGAAAUGGUAGAUGUAUAAUUCAUACCGAUGGAGAUAAGACGAGUUAGAGAUGCGGGAUCAUAAAAGAGAUGGUUGCCUGCGUGUAUAUUGAUGGAUGAUUGAUCGAAUAAAUGGAAAUGGAAGAUGCAUAAUUCAUACCGAUGGAGAUAAGACGAGUUAGAGAUGCAGGAUCAUAAAAGAGAUGGUUGUCUGCGUGCAUAUUGAUGGAUGAUUUGGCGAAUGAAUAGAAGGGUGGAUGCCUAAUUCAUACAGAUUGAGAUAGGACGAAUGAGCGUUGCAGGUUAAAUGUAUGUUAUUUUAUGGAUGGUCAAAUCAAAUGAAUGAAUGAAUGGAAGAAAGAGUGAUCUUAGUGUGUGGUAGAGUUAAUUUGAUUUUGAUGACGUAAUUUUAUGAAAUGUUGAUAGUUGGAUUUUAUUUUUAUUAUUAAACAGUGUAAUUUUACAUACAUUGUAUUUACGUAGACUAGAUCAACCAUUUGCAUAUACAUUAAUAAGUUAUAACGUAUGCUACAGUCUUUCAGAAUAUGUUGAAAGUCCAGCAUGUUUACGAGUCUAUUUUUCAAAAAUUGGUAAAUUAUUUUAGUAUCUCCUAUCAAAGAAAUGUGCUGCAUUAAUACUAUCAAUAUUGCUAAUUAAACUUUUGAAAUGAUCGAAAUACUAAAACUUUCUACCACAGACAUAGAUAACCGUAGAUGUAUUAAGUGAAACCUUUAGGAUUUUUUUUUGUACAAAUUAUAUUAAAAAUUACAAGUUUGGUAUCUCUGGUUAGUUUUGUUUUACACCAACUUUUGAAUUUUGUUAUACUGAAGCAAAAAAGAUUGCUGGAAGGGUAUAGCCCCAUUGCAAUAUUUAAAAAAAAUCAUUCAUAGCCAGAAAUAAGUAGUGGUUUUGCUAAUUAAUAUUCAUAAUAUGUAAAUGAGAAUUGUACCACGUGAUAGUAGUUUGAACUGGACUGCUUUACAGGCUUGAUAUCAUUAAAAUCUUUAAAACACGGAUAUUAUAAGUUGCCCGUCUUAGAGUCCUUAUUUACAAUCACUUUGAUAUUUCCGUAAAGUUGUCAGGCGGUCAAAAUCAAAACAAUGAACGCGAAUUUAGUGAAUUUUCGUGCUUUCACGAGUUUAUUCUUCUUGAAAUAAUGACAUUUUAAUUUUACGUGGGAACCUAGAGUUCAACGACUACACAUACAAGGUUUGGACUUACUUAUUCUUUCGAAAUUCAAGUUUCAAAUUUCACCCCGGCACAUAUCCAACUAUAGCAGUCAUCACGUGACUUUUGUGACUUCACAAAUCACCCGUAUCAAGCCCUAGUAAAUUGUAUAGAAAUGCAUAGGGGCUUUCUGGAAUCGAUGAAAUACAUUACUUUAAGUUCAUGAUACUAAAAGUGUGGGUCUUUGUAGUAAUUCCUCAUAUAUUUAGAAAUAUAAAUAUUGCUUUUGAAAUAGUUUAAAUUUUGAUCUUCUCCCUUCCAAAUGCUUUUGAAAAUUUGUCUUGUUGCCUCGAUAGUUCACAUUGUUAAAU